AUGUCCGCGUUUGGCAGCGCCGCAUCGGCGUUUGUCACCCACGUCUGGCUUAUCUCAGCCUCCGUGUCAAAGGUGUGGGCUCAAGGGGGGGAGGGGGCGGUGCCUAACCGGAUCCUCCGCGAAGCCAUUGCCACCACGUCGGCUGCGGGCAACGCGGCAACGUACUUGGCCAACGAGAUCGAGACCCUGCAGCAUGCACUGGCCGCGGCCAACAUCGACAUCCUCCCUUUCGUUGCUGCCCCGACGGGCGAGGUGGCGGCGGUGGAGCGGGGAAUAGACAGGUUGCAUAGGAAGCUAGAAGAGUACAUUCCGAGGGAGCUUGCUCAGCUCAACAACAUUGCGAGAGCGAUGGAGCACAUCGUGGAGGACCUUACGGCCAUGCCAGGAAACAGCCCAGAUAGCCCGGGCGAAGCUAGUUCGGCCGCAGAGAAGCUCACGUCAGGCCAAAAGGAGGCGAACUAUCGCAAGGUGGUGCAGCGACAUCUCAAAGACUUGAUCAAGCUGGUGGCCACGACGGUGCAGCACCGCGAAGGCGCCCGAGAAGACCCGAGAUGGACCAAGAAGCAAGUCGGAAAUGCCGGCGAUGCCUUUGAAGAACUCGACUCCGAUAUCGUGGAGGCCAAAGGCAUGGUCGAAGGAAGCUUAAUCGAUGCGGGAGGUCAUGGGGACAGCAGCGUAAUGAGCCAAGGAAGCAAGCAAAAGCUCAUUUCUGACCUUGACGACCUUGGGAAACAGAUCUGGCUGCAGCACGCCGAGACGAAGGCGAGGGAGUCCCGAGCUGAGAAGUUCGCCGCCGCCUGUCAUCUUGAGGUGAAGGAUCUCAGGUAUCUUCAGGAGGAUAUGGUUCUAUUGCGAGAGCGGGUGGCAUAUGGCGAGACGGGAGUGGUAAAUGCGGCAACACAGGUGCUCGACUCGGUCAGGCUCUUGAUCAAGGGCAUCAAGGAGAAACACCUGUUAUCUUAG
This is a messenger RNA of Lasiosphaeria miniovina, 963 nucleotides long. RefSeq lists its product as uncharacterized. The transcript has a single exon. The record is from RefSeq and is a predicted model, not a curated record. Bases 1 to 963 code for a protein of 320 amino acids. Lineage: Eukaryota; Fungi; Ascomycota; Sordariomycetes; Sordariales; Lasiosphaeriaceae.